Brassica rapa (field mustard) is the source of this 974-nucleotide messenger RNA. Its product is annotated as protein RESTRICTED TEV MOVEMENT 1. Gene Ontology annotation, molecular function: carbohydrate binding. NCBI's taxonomy places the organism in Eukaryota, Viridiplantae, Streptophyta, Magnoliopsida, Brassicales, Brassicaceae. The record is from RefSeq and is a predicted model, not a curated record.
GGGCAUUGCAAUAAAAACAGGCAAUCUUCUUUAUUAUGAGGAAAUAAACAAACGAAUAAUAUCUCCGGAAGGGAUUUGAUGCAAGAUUGGAAUAUUUCAAAAUGUAGAAGACUACCCCUAAAAUUAUAAAGUAAUAAAGUACUGGAAAAAUGAAAUUAGAAGUUUAACAAGACUGGAAAGGAAUAUUCCAAUCCGAGGCUUCAAACUUAGAGAACUAUUUAAAGAUAUGGGCUAUAUUGUAUGAAAUUAAACAUAACAUCAAUAAGAAAGCUUAAGAGAGUUGGUCGUAAAAGAAUGGAAGGAAAGUUGAUGAAGAUAGGACCAGUAGGGAAGCAUGAUGCUAGAAGCACAACAAUUGUUAACUGGGAUGAAGGAAGUCACAAUGGCAUCCUCUCUCAGAUCUUUAUAUCUCAUAAUGCCUCAGGAAUCAUGUCUAUUCAGUUCCAGUUCGUGGUAGACGGAAAGUUUGUUUUAUCCGACUGUCACGGUCCAGGUUUGGGCAACAUGUUUGACGUUAUAGAGCUGACCUAUCCGCACGAGUUCAUAAUUGGAAUAAGUGGAGAGUGUUACAAAUACGAAGGUAGCAAUCCUCACAUAAGAUCUCUCAAAUUCACUACCAACACUAGUGAAUACGGUCCUUUUGGUACCUCCAGUUCCAGCAACGAAAAAUUCUCGUUUAAACUCGGGAGAUCUCCUCAGCUUGGCGGUUUCCAUGGGACUUACGAUGCAUCCGGACUACAGUACAUCGGUUUUUACCUCAGGCCUAAAACAGUUCAACCCAAAAUAGAUAAAAGCAAUGCAAAAGUACUGGAGUCAAAGAUUGUCUUGGGCUAAUAAUAUUUUUUUACUGAAUGUUCACUAUGAACAAACGAUAAUCAAAAUUAUACAUGAAUACAUAUGAAAAUGUCGCUAUAAAUAAAUAAAUUAAUGUAUGGUUCCAUGCAUGAGGAAUAUAGUGUUUUAAUUGAGAAACA